AUUAGUUAGUAGUUUUCUUUGUUCAUUCUGGAGAAAAGUAGUUUUGAUCUUAGAAUUCAUCAUUAUCAGUCUGCAUUUUGCUCAAAUUUGUUUGCUUUUCUGCGUUCCCAUCAGAAAAAUUUGAAUUUUUUUGCUCCAUAUGUGCCAAUUUUUGAAGUUGUUGAUGAUUUUGACAGACAUGGUUUUCUUGAGCUGGGCUGCCCCAACUCCUAAAGAGCAAAAGGCUUGCAUUGACAGGUCAGGUGGCUUUAACUAUGAAGCUAAGUUCAGGGGAGCUACUGCCAAGUCCCUAUCUUCCCUGCAAGAAGAUAAGGGCCUCUCAGAAAAUGGUUUCUUAUGCAACCAUGCCCGCGUUUUGGUCGGUUCGGGUUUGGAGACUUAUGAGAAGGGCAAGAGGGCUCUUCAGGACUGGAGGCAUUUUGGAUUGAAUUGGGCGUUUGUUGAUCCAAAGACGCCGGUUCAAAAUGGAGUGAAGUUUUGUGUUUGUGUCAAGGAGUUUCUGCCAUGGGUCAUGAUGCCUCUUCAGAUAGUGUAUGUGAAUGAAAAUAAAAGCAGUAAACAGUCCAUGGCGUCUUUUCGUUUUGGGGGUGGUACCCUUCAAGGUCACUUGCUGGCUGGAGAGGAGCGUUUCUCGAUUGAACUGGAUGAGAAUAACCAAGUGUGGUAUGAGAUACUAUCUUUCUCAAAACCAGCUCACGUGUUGUCAUUUGUCGGGUACCCAUAUGUAAUGCUCAGGCAAAGGUAUUUUGCUCAUCAUUCUACUAAUGCAAUCAAGAAACAUUUGAAUGCCUUGUAAUCCUAGUUCAUUUAUCUUUGUGGUUUAUUUGGUCCAAACA
Messenger RNA from Fragaria vesca subsp. vesca, 836 nucleotides. RefSeq names its product UPF0548 protein At2g17695-like. NCBI's taxonomy places the organism in Eukaryota, Viridiplantae, Streptophyta, Magnoliopsida, Rosales, Rosaceae. The coding region runs from base 140 to 796 and encodes 218 amino acids. The transcript is spliced from 4 exons. The record is from RefSeq and is a predicted model, not a curated record.